AUGAAUUCAAUAAAUAAGGAUGAAAAUUUAAUAACAUACCUUUUCCUGCACGGCAGGCAUGAUUGGAUUUUGAAGAAGAUACUCAGUAGUAAUGUUGGCUAUUCUGAGUUGCUUAAAGCUAUUGCCGAAGGAACAUUUCAAGAACCAGAAUCUGAAGUAUCGUUGAUAGACGACACAAUUGAAACUAGCGAAGAUACGCUAAUGCAAUUAUUUUAUGAAGGGAAAGAACUGAUUACAAAUAUUAGAGUCGCAAGUGAUUCCGUUGAAGUUUUGCGUAGAAAAACUGAACUUGAAGAAAAAAAUGCAAGAAUAGCUCAAUUAAAAGAAGAAUCUUUAGCAGCAUUAGAUAAAUUAGAAGAAAUUUCAUCAGAAUGGAAUUCAAUUGUUGAAACUACUGGGGUUCUCGUAUUGAACGAUCAUCUAAAACAGCAAAAGGCCAAAUGUUUGGAAUUAAUAACACAGAAAAAUAAUUUACUGAAAAACUUUCAUUUGGAAUUGAAAGUAGCCGAUGAAAAGUUUAUGAAAGGAAGGAAAACUAUGUAUGAAGAAUUGGCUUUGUUAACUAAAAGAAUCGAUGAACAAGUUUUGUUAAUGAAAAAAGCUUGCAGAAUUGAAUUAGAUCAUAUAGAGGAGUCUAUAGAUACGACAAGAAAUCAAAUUACUGAAAAUAAUUUUAAAACCUGGCAAAGUUUAUAUAAUCAAAGAGAAAAAGAUGAAGUUUCUAACAUUCAAAGAAAGUCAGAAAUGGUUGAGAAAUUUUUUCAAGAUAUGUAUGUAUUGCACAGAGAUCAUCAAGAAAGAUAUAGAGAAACAAAAAUAACAUUGGAAUAUGAUGUGCAAGCUUUAGAACAAGAAUUGGAAAACAUAAAAGCUCUAUGUCUUCUAAAUAGUGAAAAAUUGGAUUACAAUUUUCAAGUUUUAAAAAAAAGGGAAGAAGAAAAUGUUUACAUAAAACAUCAUCAGAAGAGAAGAUUAAAUAAGCUUCAAGAUUUGGUAAACACUUUGAAAAGAAAAACAGAUGAAAAAAGACAAUCGACUGAAGAUGAAGUGAAAAAAUUAACAAAAGAAGUUGAAAGAUAUCAUGCAAAUGUCGAAGAGACAGAAAAUAAAGCUUUGAAAAUAUCCGAGAUGAAUGAAAGAAAAUUUCAAAGUAUUUGGGAAAUGAAAGAUGAUGAAGCGAAAGAGUUAUUAAAUAAGAUUACGAUGAUCGAUAAAGUUAUUUAUGAACAAAUUUUGGGUUUGAAUUGGAAUUCACCUAAUCAUCCAGUCUUAAAUAAAACAGAAUUACCUUCUUAUAAAGUUGCUGAGGAUGUUAUAAAUGUAAUGAAAAGUAAAGAAAAAAAUACUAAAACCGUUGAUGAAACCAAAAUGACUGCCGAAGUAGCAGCGAGUAAAAAACGUUUAUUACAUCAUAUAUUGGAACAAGUAGCUGAUCAGUCUGGAUUUUUAAUUGAAGAAAAAUUAAAUCAAUUAUUAAUGCGUUACACGAAUGAUGAAAAAACUUUGGUUCGCUUGGACAAUGUUUUUGCAGCUAUUGAUGUUCAAAGUGAAAACGAUUUCGAGACAAUGAAAAAUGUUUUUCGACCCUUUGCAUAUUGUCUUAUUUGCGACAGAAAAGAAAAUUCCGCUUAUAGUUUAGAUGGAAAAGAUGAUCCAUUCGAUUCGUAUUACAAAAAUUCUUCUGAUAACAGGCCAUCUUCCAUUAUGCAGUAUUUGGAAGAAAAAGUGUCGAAAUUAAGAAUUCAAGCAAGAAGAGAUGAUGAUUUUGAAGAGAAAAAUGAAAGUGGAACAACUGGAAAACCGGGAAGUCAAUCAACUAGUUAUGAACCCAAACAAAGUGAAGGAGGAGUUCAAUCUUAUGUUUCUGAUAAUGAAAAAGCAGCUUUGGCAGAAAAACGAAAACCCAAAGAAGAUCAAUGUGAUAUAUCUCAUCCUAUGGUUAUUGAAAAAAUUCACGUUUUGAAAGCUUUGAAAAACUUUGUGACUACACUUCAUGGUGAUAGAUGUGGAACUCCGACAGGAAUGUCAUCAAGGUUGUCUAAAAAACGAUUUACCAUAUCGAGACUCCUUUCAAAAGAAGAUAUUGCUUCUUAUUGGGAAUCCUAUAGAACUUUGGUUCCUCAUAAAAUUAAAAACAAAUGGAAUGCUGUUUUUCUUGCUCUAAUCAAAUAUUUAAAUAUUUUACAGGGUAACAAUUGA
Molecule: messenger RNA, 2199 nt
Organism: Pediculus humanus corporis (human body louse)
Lineage: Eukaryota; Metazoa; Arthropoda; Insecta; Psocodea; Pediculidae
Product: paramyosin, long form, putative
Exons: 11
Coding region: 1-2199 (732 amino acids)
Biological process (GO): regulation of cilium movement; cilium-dependent cell motility; axonemal dynein complex assembly
Cellular component (GO): axonemal dynein complex; axoneme
Source: RefSeq, a predicted model, not a curated record